Messenger RNA from Linum trigynum, 291 nucleotides. The record is from the annotation of a GenBank genome assembly. NCBI's taxonomy places the organism in Eukaryota, Viridiplantae, Streptophyta, Magnoliopsida, Malpighiales, Linaceae.
AUGAAGGUGAGAUCUUCUGUGAAGAAGAUGUGCGAGUUCUGCAAAGUAAUUAAGCGGCGCGGGAGAGUCUAUGUGCUUUGCAGCUCCAAUCCUAAGCACAAGCAGCGGCAAGGCAUGGCGACGUUUGCCCAUGAAGGCCCCUUGUCUGCAGGGUCUAGUGCAACGAAAGAGAUCCCCUCUAAUCUUGGCCUGCCGUCUCUCAUAUCUAAAAAGCACGAGCCAACAAUGAAGUCCGUUGCAUUUGGAUGGAGUGGGAGCCUUGCAUCUCUCCUCUUCAGGCAAGCGAAAUAA